Molecule: messenger RNA, 1420 nt
Organism: Schistosoma bovis
Lineage: Eukaryota; Metazoa; Platyhelminthes; Trematoda; Strigeidida; Schistosomatidae
Source: the annotation of a GenBank genome assembly
CACAACCAUUUGAACCAUUUGAACCAUUUGUUUGUUGGAUGUCACCGAAACCGAAACCUGCCCGUAAGCGCUCGUUGGCGGCGACAGCGUAACAUUUAGUUCGUUUGUGCAUCCAAAUGAAUCCAGAUUAUGAUUAUCUACUUAAGCUACUACUGAUCGGUGAUUCGGGAGUGGGGAAAUCAUGUUUGUUGCUAAGAUUUGCCGAUGAAACAUUUAAUGAAACGUAUAUCAGUACUAUCGGUGUUGACUUUAAAAUACGCACCAUUGAUUUAAAUGGUAAGGUUGUGAAACUCCAAAUUUGGGAUACUGCUGGUCAAGAACGUUUCCGAACAAUUACUUCUUCAUACUACCGCGGUGCCCAAGGAAUUAUAAUUGUGUAUGAUAUAACAGAUCAGUCAACAUUUGCAAACGUCCAAAGUUGGCUCCAUGAGAUCAGUUGCUAUGCUAACUCUACAGUCAGCCGUCUUUUAGUGGGUAACAAGUGUGAUUUGGCGAAUCGACGUGCUGUUGAGACGUCUGUUGCGAAGGAGUUUGCUGAUAAAAAUCAAAUGUCUUUCAUAGAAACCAGUGCCAAGGAUGCCACUAAUGUUGAAAACGCAUUCUUAAAAAUGGCUGAAAAGAUUCAAGAAAAUGCAACACCAGUACAAAAUAUGUUGUCUUCUACUGUACCAGUUAAUAGUACACAACCUGUCAAAAAAAGUGGGGGUUGCUGUUAAAUAUUUCUUGGUAAUCUUAAAUCUAUCCAUCCUCAACUUUAUUAUGGUUUAUUUCUAUGUGAUUGUGCGCUUAUCAAAACAACUAUUCAUCUCAUUCUCCUUCCUUCAUUACUAAACUUGUGAUAUUAUUUUGUGUCUGAAAUUCUCGGAACAGGACAUCGCAGGAUUGUAUUUGUAUUCAGGUGUUUUAUUGAUCAGUACAUUUACUAUCCUGUUCCAGUUGAGUUUUGCUGGUGUAUUUUAGUUUCAUUUUGAAAUAAAUUACCAUCGUUUCCUUCUCAUCUGAGGUCCGAUUUAUUACCACCAACACAAGACUGCACUAAUAUUUUUUUGAAAACUUAUACACUCUAAAAGCUCUCGUUUUCGUUGAAAACAAAAAAAUGAUCUAUGUACCAUAUCUAUUCGUUCGAUUUUUCAGUGGCAUUAAUAAAAAUAAUCUUAUUUAUUUAAGGGAUUUUAUUAACUGUAUGCGAUAAAUCUUUUCAUUCCUUUUUUAUGUGGUGUUUUACCAUGUCAAAGUCGUUUUAUUAUUUAGAUGUAUGUAUUUGGUCACCUGUUUAGGACUAAAAAUAAAAGCUAGUUCGGUUUGUAAUAAGUGUAUCUCAGCUCUGCUUCACCUUGGUGCACUAAAUAAAAAGUGGAAUUCUAAAACGCACCUUAUCUAAAAAUUAUUGAGAUUUAAAGUGAUUAAAUAAAUGUCCAAC